CCCUGCAGUGUGCGGGAGGACGGCGACGGGAGAGGGCAGGAGCGUGCAGGCUCGUGGAGGAGCCGCCGAGCGCAGCCGCGUCUUUCCCUGCCACCCCGGCAGCCCCGCAGAGCCGAGGCGUUUUGCGAGGCCUUCCCACCUGCUGGCGCGGGAUGGAGGAGAGACCCCCCAGCCGCCCCCGGGCAGCCUGGGAGAAGGAGGACGGGCACCCCCGCAGCCCCCGGGCGGCCCAGCAGCAGGACGGGGCUGCCCAGGGGAGCAGCUCUGCCCCGGAACCCUGUGAGGGGUGCGAGCGCCAGGCGUCGCAGAGCCCACCGAGCAGUGCAAGGUCUUCCAUCUGCAGCUGGUCAGCGCUGUCCAGAGAGGAUGAGGAAGCCCUGGAGUUCAUCCGGGACUUUGUGAGCGGCAGACAGAAGGAAGAGGUGCAGAAGCUGAAGUUUCUCGCAUCCAUCUGCACCCUCUGCAGAGGCAGCAGCUCCAAGGCCUUGUCGUGGGGCCUGGAUGUUUUCUGCUGCAGAUACGAGCUGGCCGAGCAUAUCAAGGUGCUGCUGGAAGAGGAGCCCCUGGACCAGCUGGGCACAGCAGUACGUCAGCAAGCCAUGGUUGCUCUCACGGCAAUGAGUGCAGUGGAGCCAGUUCUGGAGGGCCAAAAGAGCAGCCUGCUGCAUGCCUGCUUCAGGAGUGUCUUCUUGCUUCCUCCCAAAGAAGACGUGGAGAAGCUGGACACAUCCCUGUAUUCCAAGACCUUGGAGAGCAUGGACAGCAUGCUGGAGGUGCUGGUGCUCAAGUCUGCCACUUCCAGCCUCCUGGAGCUGCAGCAUAUCUUGCAGCUCCUGUUGCCCUUCACAACCUCGGAGAGAGCAGCUGUGCGUGAGAGGGCCGUGGGGAGGAUUGGAAGGCUGAGCAACUUGCUGGCCAACUAUUCCUCGCUGGAGGUCUGGUGCCCCUUUGGAGGAGUUGAUGAGAGCCCCACCUGCUCUGGAAAGAUCUCUGUCCCAAUGCUGGGACAGCUGGUGGGGCGUCUCAUCCUUUGCUGCGCUUAUGAGGACGCGGAGACGAACCGUGGCGCUUUGGAUGCUCUUCAUUGCCUGUUCAGAUUCGUCGUGCAACGAAAACGCAGGGAGCCCUUUCAGGAUGAUGCAGAGCAUGUAGAGUGCCAGAAGGAGGUGGAAGCUGAGGAUGCGCUCUGCCUUUGCUGGACCAGCAACAUCAGUGUGAUCAUGAGGCUGUUUGUGAAAAACCUCCAUCCUUCUGAGGCGACCGACGUCAUUGUAACAGCCAUGGAGGGCAUGAGGAACUGCAGCAGCUACAGCACGGUGGUGGCUACCCACCUGCUCAACAUGUUCGUGCUGGGUGCUGUCUCUGCGCUGGAAGACGUGUCGCGGAUCAUCAGGUGCCUCUACCGAAACCUGAAGUACGUCAGGGAGUUCUCGGCCCGGGUCACGCUAAACAGGACCCUUUGCCAGCUGGCCUGCUCGAAGCCUGCUGAGGUGACCGUGAGCCUGCUGUACUGCUCGCCACUGUGCAACAGCACCGCCAUGACCCUGUGGAAGGUGCUGAUGGCUAAGCCGCUGGUUGCGAGAGACGUGCUGCGGGAGCUGCUGAGCUUGCUGGAGGAGCGUCCACUGCGCAGGCAGUCCAGCUGCGAGAGGGACAACAGCUGCAUCCUUCCCCUGGCCGCAACGAGAGCACUGCAUGCAAUCGUCCAGGAGCCCGCCUGCGCGCAGGUGGUGAAGGCGUUUUUCCCCCAGUUCUUCCUGGCGCUGCUCUUUCAGAUGGUCUUCACAGCAGAGUUCACCCACCAGGAGGCCAACAUCUUCCUGAGGGAAUGCCAACGGGAUGAGUCCCGUGCCUGCAGCCACGUGAGGUGCGCUGUGGAGGCCAUGAAAGGUCUCUUCAGCUGCGCUGGCUAUCAGCAUGCAGCCCUGGCUGUUGAGAGGAAGGGUGGCUGGGAGCUGUUUCUGCGUGCAGAGACAUCUCAGAGGGGAGUGUCUGUGCUGGCCAGAGUGGUGAGGGGAGUUCCCAGACACCUGUGUCGCUGGAUCUUCUGCCAGCUGGCAAGUGUGCUGAGGAGGGAGGACCAGUGUCGUCAGCUGCCCGCCAUGGCUUUCUUCGUUGAGCUGCUGGAGUGCCCUGACCUCGCCGAUACGGAUGAUGCCGUCCUGCCGCUGCUUUGGAGUUCUGUGCAGACUCAGGGCCUGGAGAUGCGCACACUGGCAUUCAGAGGCCUCCUGAGGCUGUCGACAAGCCCCGAGAUGGCAAGGAAAAUGCAGAGCAUGCUGCCAGAGCUCCUGGAGUGUCUGCAGGAUGUUCGCAGGGACAUGCGUGUGGGAAGCCUGCUGCUGCUGCGCAACAUCCUCAGCUACCUAGAGCAGAAGGGCUCCAACCCCAUGGCUCUGAAGCUGGCGGAGAAGCUUCUGCUGCUCUUUGCUGACAAAGACCGCACAGUGCGAGAGCUCUCCAUCCUCGUCUUCAAAGACCUGAUGGGGAGUGUGGUGGGGAAGAACAAACGGUGGCUGAAGCAGCAUGUGCAGAGGAGCCUGGUGCCGCUCUUGCUGCACAUGAGUGAGCAGAUCGCGAGCGUGGCCCAGGCCUCUCGGGAAGCCCUUGUCAGUGCUGCACAGCUCCUGAAGUGGGAGGAGCUCGAGCAACUGGCCAGAGCAUGGGAGACGUGGAAGAUCGGGGAGUACCUGGUGCUGAGGGACAGGAGCAGAGUGGAGCAAUACCUGCAGCAGAGCCGGCCCUACUUGGAGAACCCUCAGGCCUCCUUGCGGGAGGCAGCCGUGAGGCUCAUUGGGCUCAUUGGGCAGCAAGUGAAGCAGAAGGCGGCGAAGGUGCAGGAGAUCUGCGAGGCCCUCCAGCUCCUGGAAAAUGACCCUGACCCCUCAGUGCGUUGCCUGGUGACACAGACCUUGCUGAACCUGAGAAGUGCCAGGACAACGUCUCCAUCGAGGUUCAGCUUUGGAGCACUGGGUCAGUGGCUGCAGAGAGCAUGGCAGAGGGGUCCCCGUCCCGCCAGGAGGUGACUCUUUGAGCAGAGCUGGCACAGCUGUGCCAAUGCCCUGGUGCGGCACGCCGCAGACAAGCAAGUGUGCUGGAAGGUCUGGGCCAUUGCUGGCAUCUGCUGCAGCCACAGGAGAGCUCAACACCUGGAGUGCAGCCUGUCCCACUCUUGUGCUCCCCCUUCAUGCCUUUAUUGUGCUUUCCGCAAAGAUAGA
This is a messenger RNA of Dromaius novaehollandiae (emu), 3218 nucleotides long. RefSeq names its product maestro heat-like repeat-containing protein family member 7. The transcript is spliced from 23 exons. Lineage: Eukaryota; Metazoa; Chordata; Aves; Casuariiformes; Dromaiidae. Gene Ontology annotation, cellular component: cytoplasm. Bases 153 to 3026 code for a protein of 957 amino acids. The record is from RefSeq and is a predicted model, not a curated record.